Messenger RNA from Myodes glareolus (Bank vole), 3432 nucleotides. Lineage: Eukaryota; Metazoa; Chordata; Mammalia; Rodentia; Cricetidae. The record is from RefSeq and is a predicted model, not a curated record.
AUAAAAUUCGAUGCUGGGACACUUCUUCUUAGUACACACCGGCUGAUUUGGAGAGACCAGAAAAACAAUGAGUGCUGCAUGGCCAUCCCUCUGUCCCAGGUUGUGUUCAUCGAGGAACAGGCGGCUGGAAUUGGGAAGAGUGCCAAAAUCGUGGUUCAUCUGCAUCCGGCUCCUUCUAACAAAGAGCCCGGUCCAUUCCAGAGCAGCAAGAACUCCUACAUCAAACUCUCCUUCAAAGAGCAUGGCCAGAUCGAGUUUUAUAGGCGUUUAUCAGAGGAAAUGACACAGAGAAGGUGGGAGAAUGUGCCAGUUUCCCAGUCAUUACAAACAAAUAAAGGACCCCAGCCAGGAAGAGUAAGAGCUGUAGGGAUUGUAGGUAUCGAAAGGAAACUCGAAGAAAAAAGAAAAGAAACCGACAAAAACAUUUCUGAGGCCUUUGAAGACCUUAGCAAGCUAAUGAUCAAGGCUAAGGAAAUGGUAGAGUUAUCAAAAUCGAUCGCUAAUAAGAUUAAAGAGAAACAAGGUGACGUCACAGAAGAUGAGACCAUCAGGUUCAAGUCCUACUUGCUGAGUAUGGGAAUAGCCAACCCAGUUACCAGGGAGACUUAUGGCUCAGGUACACAGUACCACAUGCAGCUGGCCAAACAGCUGGCUGGAAUAUUGCAGGCACCGUUAGAGGAACGUGGGGGAAUAAUGUCGCUCACAGAGGUGUACUGUUUAGUGAACCGAGCUCGAGGGAUGGAGUUGCUCUCCCCAGAAGAUUUAGUGAACGCAUGCAAGAUGCUGGAGGCGUUAAAAUUGCCUGUCAGGCUUCGGGUUUUUGACAGUGGUGUCAUGGUAAUUGAGCUUCAAACCCACAAAGAAGAAGAGAUGGUGGCCUCAGCCCUGGAGACAGUUUCAGAAAGGGGAUCUUUAACCUCAGAAGAGUUUGCCAAACUUGUGGGGAUGUCUGUCCUUCUAGCUAAAGAAAGGCUGCUUCUCGCCGAGAAGAUGGGCCAUCUUUGCCGAGAUGACUCCGUGGAAGGCUUGCGGUUUUACCCAAAUUUAUUUAUGACACAGAACUAAGAAUUUUGUAUCUGACAGACCUUUUGUCAAUACACUUGGCCUCAUGCCAAGGUCAUAUGACAUUGAGCUAAGCGAUGAACACAAAUAAACCAAGAAUUUGUUAGAACUUCACAAUAUAAUAUAAAACUCUUACUCUUUCCCUAAAAUUAUGGUCUCAGAAGUGUAUUUACAUAUAGGAAAAGACAGAACAAUGAAUGAAUAUGCAUUUAAAGUCAUGCUGUACUUGUAUAGAACUCUUGGGUUUUAACUUGAAAUAUGGUGGAUUUUAAUUUGAUCCUUGAAUUUAGAUCCUCAGGGGGAGAAGAAGUAAAGUUGCAUGUUUGGAUUCAUCAGGUAAUCAUUUUUCUGUGACUAAAUUUCACCAAAUUGUGAAUGUUUUUCUCUGCAUCUGACAUGCCCAUCUUGGGCAUUCAUGAAGGAAGCAAUAGCUACGCUGUAGUUCAAGAACCAAUAGCACUGGAAUAAAAGGUCAGACUGCAGAGAGCCUACCAGGCUCUUCCCCCGGGCUUGGGAAGCAGACCUAGGUGUAUCUCUCCCGAGUCAGAUAAAACUCUUUUAAAAAAGGAUAGGGCUAGGGUCUAGCUUACUUGGCGAGCAUUUGCCUAGAAUGCAGAGGCCUUUGAUUUCAGACCAACCACCCAAAUAAUGAGAGAGAGAGAGAGAGAGAGAGAGAGAGAGAGAGAGAGAGAGAGAAACUGUUAUGCACUUACUCCUCAGUUAGAUUCUUUGUAGUUUUUAAGUGAUAAUUUCAUGACUGGCAUUUUUAAAGACUUCAGCAGUAUGACUUUGUUUAAGAAAUGUGGAUUUGGAAACUGAGUUAAAGAGCUGUACAGACACACCCAGAGCUGUAAUUCCAAGUCUGAGAGCUGGACAGUUCUGGAAGGGCAUUAACUGCAUAGGACCUUGAGUGCUCUUCAUAUGGAAGCCAAGGAUGUGAAACAGGAAAUGGGAAAGCUGGCAGAUCUCCUUUCUCCUCUCACAAGGAGUCUCAGCACUCGACUAGAGACAUUCCUAUCAUAGUCCAGCCGUUUGCACUUCUUUGCGCCCUACAUGUUUUAAGUUGUGUAGAGGAAACAUCAGAGAGAAAGGAAAGUUUUUGAUAGCAAAAACUGGUGUUAUCAUCUCUAGAUUGCUGGAGUUAAGUCGGUUGCCUGACUUCAUAUGGAUAGCACGUUGGCAUUACCUCAGACUCUGGGAGUCCUUUCUGAAGCUUAGCUGGAAGAGGAAGAGGAGUGACAGGGUCGCCUGGGAGGGCACCUUGUGGAUGAGGUGGAGGCCACUGCAGAUGGCUGUGGAGAAGCGCCAGUGUCUGCAGCUGCAAACCAGGGAACUCCACUCCUGAUCCCUUCCUGGGAAGUGACUGCCAUUGCUUCCGUCCUCCAGUAUUAAUGAGGAUGCUGCGGCCAAGGCAGCCUCCUUUAGUGUUGUUUUUCAAAUCUGUCACUUAUUUUCAAGUAUGGUGACAUCUCCCCUAGUCACCUCAUUGUUUAUCUCAGGUUUACUUUAUGGUUAAUUCAGUGUUGGCUACCAAAUCGACUAGGGAUUGUUUAGACCACUGUGUCUGUUAGUAUGUCUCACCUCUAUCUCGACUGCACGUAAUCUGUCAUUUGACUCUGGCAGACUUAUUUACACACACACACACACACACACACACACACACACACAUCCCUUGUCUGACUGAGGGUCUUUAAGUCAGCAGGUUACUGAUCAUCAGCCCUACCACUUGGGUUAGUUGUAAGGUUAUCAGGUUGUAAGAGCUGCUGAAUCCAGCUGUAAUGGUUUGGAUUCAUCACAACAAACACAUGACACAUUUGUUUAUUCAGUGUGACACCCAAUUAACAAAAAUGGAGCAAUCUGAUUUGUGGAAUGUGAAUGAAAGAUGAAAAAUGACAUAAAUAUACUUUGAUUUUUUUUUUUAAAUCACUGUUUCCAGACCUUGGUUUAUCUGUUUGACUUUUUUUCUUGCCAAAUGUGUUGUUCUGGUUCUUUUGUUUCAGGCUGUGUUUAAAUACAAACCAAUCAAACCUAGGUGCAAAAAUGUCUGCUUCGGUGCUCAUCACUGGAAUUUUGUUCUCUCACUUUGUCCUUAGGAGAACGAAUCUCUUUGUGAAUUUAUAAUGGAACAGUUUAGUUACUGUAAAGAAAAAUAAUUUACAUUGUGUAAUCAAAGGCCGUUUCCAGGGUUAGAUGAUCGGUGUUAAUGUAGAUAGAGUCAAAUUAUUGUGAAACUUUAAACUAAUUUUCUUAACUUGGUGUUCUUUUUAAAAUUCUUUGUAAAAUACGUGAAAAUGAUAAAUGUUUAGUCACAAUAAGCCAGUAUGAGAAUUUUUCUAGCUUAUAAAGCAUUGCUUCUGAGUUGUCUUUGAA